GCAGGUGGGAAGGGGUGGGGCCAGUGGGUAACUUGGCGGGGAAUGAGUGGGAAAAAGCCGAAGCAAUGCUGGGCCGGACAAGUUGAGGGACGAGAGCACAUGGUAAGGGAAGGACUUCCGUCCACUGGUGUGAGAGCUUCCACUAGUUCCUCCAGGAUCAUGUCCCGUGACCUUGCAACGGAGCGUGAUCGACUCCUCUGAAAAUCAAGCGACACCCUCACAGAAUGAUGCCUUUUCAGUCUCCCGGGCACUGUCUGGCCUUCUUCACCGGACUGCUUCUGCUCACUUGCUGGACGCCUUUGAGGGUCAGCUGCCAGAAUGAGACAGAGCCCAUCUUGUUAGAGGGCAAAUGUCUCGUGGUGUGCGACUCCAACCCUUCCGCCGAGCCGUCGGGUAACGCCCUGGGGAUGUCGGUGAGGUCUGGGACGGGCAGGGUGGCGUUCUCGGCCAUUCGCCACACCAACCACGAACCCUCGGAGAUGAGCAACCAAACCAUGACCAUCUACUUUGACCAGGUCUUGGUGAAUGUCGGCAGCCAUUUUGACCCGGCCAGGAGCCUCUUUGUGGCGCCUCGAAAAGGAGUCUACAGUUUCAGCUUUCACGUGGUGAAAGUUUACAACAGGCAGACGAUACAGGUUAGCUUAAUCGUCAAUGGACAGGCCGUGAUCUCGGCUUUCGCGGGCGACCAGGAUGUGACGAGGGAAGCCGCCACCAACGCCGGCCUGGUCGUCAUGGAAAGAGGUGACAAGGCGUACCUCAAACUAGAGCGGGGCAACCUGAUGGGAGGGUGGAAGUACUCCACUUUCUCUGGAUUUCUGGUCUUUCCUUUGUAAGGUUGCGAAAUCUCACACCAUAAAAAUGGAUGAAAAGAUAAAUUGCUCGUGCAUGCUAAAAGUGAUACUUUCUACUAGAGAUAAACUCACUGGUGAUAGGCUGCAAAUUAAAAAUAAAAAUGAGAACAAAGCUAAUGUUUACACGUGAGUGUGUUUGUCGUCCGCAUGCCGAAGCUACGGAAAGCGUCCGGUGGCAGAUGGAGGAUCAGCGGCAAAGCGAGGGUUCCUUUGCCAGAAACCCGCUGGGUUGAUUCUGCUCAUCUUAACAUUGGCUGCGUGUUAAAGCAACGUGACGUUUCAUUGCCAAAUAGCAUUGAACGAUAUCACUGACGGCAAGGAACGUUCGUUUAUUUGCCGCCAGCCUCCCCACUUCAAACUGUUCGGACGUCUACUUGCGAUGAAGUAAUACAAACAUUUUUAAUUAUGUUUUAAGAGCCACAUACGGUGGGGCAAAUGAGUAUUUAGUCAACCACCAAUUGUGCAAGUUCUGCUACUUGAAAAAAUUAGAGAGGCCUGUAGUUGUCAACAUGGGCAAACCUUAACCAAGAGAGACAGAAUGUGUGUGUGUGGGGGGGGGCAGAAAAUCAUAUUGUUUGAUUUUUAAAGAAUUUAUUUCCAAACUAGAGUGGAAAAUAAGUAUUUGGUCACCUACAAACAAGCAAGAUAUCUAAGAGGUCUAACUUCUUCUAAAGAGGUCUAACGAGGCUCCACUCGUUACCUGUAUUAAUGGCACCUGUUUUAACUCAUUAUCGGUAUAAAAGACACCUGUCCACAACAUCAAUCAGUCACACUCCAAACUCCACUAUGGCCAAGACCAAAUAGCUGUCGAAGGACACCAGAGACAAAAUUGUAGACCAGCACCAGGCUGGGAAGACUGAAUCUGCAAUAGGUAAAACGCUUAGUGUAAAGAAAUCAACUGUGGGGGCAAUUAUUAGAAAAUUGAAGACAUACAAGACCACUGAUAAUCUCUCUCGAUCUGCAAGAUCUCACCCCAUGGCGUCAAAAUGAUAACAAGAACGGUGAGCAAAAAUCCCAGAACCACACGUGGGGACCUACUGAAUGACAUACCGAGAGCUGGCACCACAGUAACAAAGGCUACUAUCAGUAACACAAUGCGCAACCUGUGACUCAAAUCCUGCUCUGCCAGACGUGUCCCCCUGCUGAAGCCAGUACACGUCCAGGCCCGUCUGCGGUUCGCUAGAGAGCAUUUGGAUGAUCCAGAAGAGGACUGGGAGAAUGUGUUAUGGUCAGAUGAAACCAAAAUAGA
This is a messenger RNA of Corythoichthys intestinalis (scribbled pipefish), 2100 nucleotides long. Its product is annotated as cerebellin-1. Bases 225 to 833 code for a protein of 202 amino acids. The transcript has 3 exons. Gene Ontology annotation, biological process: maintenance of synapse structure. Gene Ontology annotation, cellular component: glutamatergic synapse; synaptic cleft. The record is from RefSeq and is a predicted model, not a curated record. Gene Ontology annotation, molecular function: protein binding. NCBI's taxonomy places the organism in Eukaryota, Metazoa, Chordata, Actinopteri, Syngnathiformes, Syngnathidae.